Messenger RNA from Rhineura floridana, 2629 nucleotides. RefSeq names its product UNC homeobox (gene UNCX). The transcript has 3 exons. Lineage: Eukaryota; Metazoa; Chordata; Lepidosauria; Squamata; Rhineuridae. The record is from RefSeq and is a predicted model, not a curated record. The coding region runs from base 619 to 2157 and encodes 512 amino acids. Gene Ontology annotation, molecular function: sequence-specific double-stranded DNA binding; DNA-binding transcription factor activity, RNA polymerase II-specific. Gene Ontology annotation, biological process: regulation of DNA-templated transcription.
GGGGAGGGGGGGGAGGGGGGGGGAGGGGGGUGACGAGGAGCGCGUAACUCUGGUUGCUUUUGAGUAUUUAACUGGGUAUCAAUCAGACCUCGAAGUUCUCCUGCUUCUUUCUCUCUCUCUCUGCCCCCCCAAUCCUUUUUCUCCUUGUUGGCCUAGGCAGCUCCCUCCCUCUCUCCCCACCCCCCCUUACUCCAGGGGCUGGAGUUCUUAUCAAAGAGAGCCCCCCCCUCUCCCCGUUUCCUCCUUGUCUUGUUGUGACAGCUUUGAUAUUGUUUAUUGAGGGUGGAUGUCAGGUAUAAUUAGCAAUCGAUAUGGAAAACGUUUGGCUCCCCCACCGCCCCGGCACGUCUCUGACGUCAGGACCGAUUAACGUUUCUUAUUGGUCCCAAAUUCCCCGGGCCUGAGCCUAAUUAUUGGGAGGCCUGAUGUUGAUAAAGUUAAAGCGCCCGGGCGCCCUGCAGCAUGCGCCCUUCGCUGCGCCACUGCUUCGCCAUCGUCGACGGCGCCGCCGCUGCCACCACCGCGCUCCUCCGGCGGCGGUGGCGGCAGCAGCAGCAGCUGCAGCCGUGCUGAGGGAGGCGCGCCCCCCCCACUCCUCCGCCCGCCGCCUCCCCCUCCAUGAUGGACAGCCGCAUCCUGGAGCAUCCCCAUGCCCAGUUCGGAAGCUUGGUGGGCUUCCCUUACCCGAUCGGACACCACCAUGUCUACGAGCUGGCCGGGCACCAGCUGCAAUCCGCCGCCGCCGCUGCCGCCGCCGCCGCCUCAGUGCCCUUCUCCAUCGACGGAUUACUCAACGGCUCCUGCGCCGCCUCGGUGGUCAACCCGACCCCGCUCAUCCCUUCCGUUUGCGGAGUCAACGGAGAGGGCCAGCCCUUCAAGCUCUCCGACUCGGUCGAUCCGGAUAAGGAGAGUCCAGGCUGUAAAAGACGACGGACCCGCACGAAUUUUACUGGCUGGCAGUUGGAAGAGUUGGAGAAGGCGUUUAACGAAAGUCACUAUCCCGACGUGUUUAUGCGAGAGGCGUUGGCCCUGAGGCUGGAUCUGGUGGAAUCCAGAGUGCAGGUCUGGUUCCAAAACCGGCGGGCCAAAUGGCGGAAGAAAGAGAACACCAAGAAAGGCCCCGGCCGGCCGGCGCACAACUCCCACCCGACGACGUGCAGCGGGGAGCCCAUGGACCCGGAGGAGAUCGCCCGCAAGGAGCUGGAGAAGAUGGAGAAGAAGAAGCGCAAGCACGAGAAGAAGCUGCUCAAGAGCCAGAGCCUCAACCUCCACUCGCCCAGCGGCCUCUCCGUCAACAGCAGCACCCAGAGCUCCGACAGCGACGGCGGCACCGGCGGCCUCUCUCCGGACCCGCCCGACGCCUUCAAGGCGGUCUCGGGCAGCUCCCACAUCCCGCCGCAGCCGGGUAGCUGCGACCCCGCCGCCUCCGCUUUCUACCCGAGCCGCGUCCUGGGCGGCUGCAGCACCCGGUGCGCUGAGAAGCAGGCGUCAUCGGGGUCCUCGGGCCCCGAGUGCGGGGUGCCUCCCCCGACGGCGCGAGGCGGCUCGGGAGCCUUCCCCAAGCUUAACCCCUUCAGCGUGGAGAGCCUCCUGUCGGACUCCCCGCCGCGGCGGAAAGCGGCGCUGGAAUUCCCUUCGGCUUUGGCGCCCUGCGCCCCAACCGCCCGCACUCUCAUCGGCAAAGGGCACUUUUUGCUCUACCCCAUCACGCAGCCGCUGGGCUUCAUCGUGCCCCAAGCCGCCCUCAAAAGCAACCCGGGCCAAGAGCCGCCGCAGAGGGGCUCCCCUCUGCCUGCCGCCAACCCCAGCCCGGACCCAGCUCCCCCCAAAAGCAGCAGCACCGCCGCCAUCUCCACGCCGGGCGGGCGUUUUCCCGGCUGCGGCGCGCCGGAGAGUAGCUCCGGGCCUGGGGGCGUCUCGGGCCAGAGGAAGGCCGUUGCUUCCCCUCCCGCCACCUCCUCCUCUGCCUCCCCCUCCUCUGCCUCCCCCUCUGCCUAUUGCGACUCCUCUUCCCAAGUGGACAGCAGCACCGUGGCGCAACCAAAGUCCCCUGCGAAAGACGCUUGUCAAUCCAGAGACAAUCCGGAUUGUCGCACAGAGCCGAACUGUCCAGCAGAGACCAGCAAUGUAGACUGUGAGGAAGUGGAUAUGGACUAAACAAAUAACGGGGCUGGGGGGGGGAGAAGAAACGAUUAUAUACUAGAUUUCGCGCAGGGCUGGGGGGCUUGUGAGCUACCCAAGGAAUCCACCUAAACUUCUGACAUUCCCAAAGUUUUCCCAAGCCAGAGGCCCCCACCCUCCAUUCUGUUUAUUACACACAUAUAUAUUUUUAAAAAGUUUUCUCCUCCCUCCCCCACUUUUCCUUUAUCUUCCUCUCUCCAUUCCCCUCUCUGUUCCGAGUCUAUAACUUAGUUCCAUUUUUUAAAAAAAAUCAGGUGAUCAAUUUCUUUAAUAUACAUAUCUAUAUAUAUACACGUCUAUCUAAUUUUUUCCCCUUUUCCUUUCAAAAAGAUGGAAGGGAUGGCAAUUAGAAGAAGCUGGACUUGAUGAUGUGAACACAAACUGUAAAAAAAAAAAAGACACAACAGCGACUCCUCAAACCUUGUAAAAUGCAAAAAUGUUUAAAGAU